UGUGAGUUUUAUGUAUUGUUGUAAUCAACUGCAGAGUGCCCAGCUCAGCCAGAUUGUCACAAGCCUGUCACCCUGCUCGUCACCCCACUCCAAAGCACCCCAUACGUUGAUGGGUGUCACCAAGACAGCCUACAGCCCCCAGGGAGCAGAGAACAAGCGCAGGAGGCCGAGUAUCCAGGGGAGGCAUCGGGCCCUCCGGCCCCCACUGAAGGGCUUCUGCGCCCGGACACGGCCUCUGCUCACCUACCACAAACACAGGCUGUUCACCAUGGAAGAGGCCGGCCCCGGUGAUAUGCAGGCUGGUCAGAGCACCAGCCCCCGAUCAUCUUCCUCCUGGGAGCCUGUGGCCCAGUGCGCCGUGCCUUCAGGUCCCCUCACCAUCAGCCCUGGAGGAUCCCUGACUUGUGGGGCGACCCAUUCCAAACCUCCCCCUCCGUCCGGCUCCUCUGACUCUCCUUGCUGCAGCCACUUCCAGAGGACCCCCUCAGGGGAGAGAUGGUCCCAAAGACCAAUGGAAGUCGACGUUGCUGAGCCCUGCGAUCCCAGCCUGAGCUGGGAUGGCCUGCACCGCAGUGGUGAGGAGGGCUUGUCUGACCUGCUCUGUGAUCAUCAUGAAAUCUCUGAGCUUUUGGAAGAGACCUACACAGAAUAUCAAAAACACACACGCAUGCUGGCCUCACGGGGGCCAGUCCACAGACGAAAGGGUGAGACUUUGUACGGCCUUGACAACAUAAUCAUCCCCAUGUCACUGGCCCCCGGUGUCAAGGUGGAGGCGAAACAGUACAAACACAUCCUCACACCAAGCUGGAGGCUAGUAAGCAUGCAGACAUCACAGGAAAUGAGAGGAGAGGAAGAGGGAGAUGAGGUAGAGGGGAUGACAGAAGAGGUGUUCCUCCAGAGACACCUGGAGCCUGAGCGGAGAGAGAUGCUGCGCUGGUCCUCCUGGGGGAGAAGGCGAUGUCGACACCGCAGCACUCGGACCCAUAGGCCCUCUGGAGGGGAGGGGCCUUGCAGCUUGGGAGAGGAGGAGAGUUCCAUGGAGUCAAGCCCCGCCCUGCUAGAAAUGGAUGAGCAUUCAGGCAUGGAGGAUAAACGUAUGCCCGCAUCCCCAUGGGAGCCACGCUCGUUUCCCCUGACCGAGGCUGCGGAAGAGAAGGCUCUGCCCUCUGUGGAUGCAAAGGAGUCCACAGUCCUGCGCCGCUCUGUGCCGUUCUCUAUCCUGUCCUCUUACGGUGCUUCGUCAGUGCCCUCUGUUGGACAGAACAGGAACAGCAUGGUACCAUUGUGCAGCUGCUGAGGGAGUGGCACAAAUGAUUCAGUUUAUGUUUCUGUCAGAGCUCACACCACAUAUAUUGUAUAUCAAUCCAAUUAUUUUUCAUUUAGAUGAUACACUGAUUUGAUUUGGUUGCAUUCUACUUCUUUUUUUUAUUGUCAACAUGUGUUUUUAUUGUUUUAUCAGUUUUUGCAGUUUGUCAAACUGUCUGAAGGGUCAUACCCCAUAUCCCUUGAAUAGCAUCCUGACGUGACAAGCAAUUUCUUGCUGUGAUCUAUCCCCGUUUGACUGUUCAACAAAAGAUUUGUUCCAGAUCCAUUUUGCAUGGAUCAAAUACAUCCGCUAUAAUUUAUCUAAUAUCUACCCUUCAUUUUGAUCAUAAGGCAAGAGAUUUCUUGCUGGUACAAUAUUUUAGGUGCUAAUUAUUAUUGUUGUCUAUACUGUUUGUUCCUUUUUAAAUGUGUCGAUAUAAAAACUGUUAAUAGAACCUCAACAUGUUACAUAACUCUUUUUGUAACUUGUAAAAUUGGAUUUUAACCUUGGAAACAUUUUUAUCCUUUUAUCAAUAAGAUUGAUGUUUAGAAUUGCUCAAAAUAUAACAAAAUAAAACAAUUCCUUCUCAUUUUAAUAAUUUUAAAUCAAGACCCUUUUUUUAAUCUCCUUGAACUUUAAGAGAUAGGACGUCUUAAAUAAAGGACGAAGGGGUGAAGAGCCACUUAUGGGAUUGUGGAUAGAAGGUAAUAGGCCUACUACACACUAAUGUGUUUGUCUGGGACAAUAUAGCACGAAGUAUUCAGGCACAGGGAAGUAUGUUAUGAAUUGAUUAAGGAUAAUUUCCCAUCCACUCCCAGGGUCCAUCCAGCAAACUUGGAAAAAAAAUGCCACUGAUUGUUCGGACGUUUCUUUGCUCUCUGAUUGGUUAUCAUAGACAUUUUGGUCUGCGCGCGUUGAUGACGAUGGGCCAAUAAACGCCCCUUGGAAAUCGAAAAUGAACUGAGAUGUUCUCGACGGAUUUGCGAAUUGGUCUCGCGAUAUAUGGCUACAAACAACUCGCCUUGUAGCUUCAACCCAAGGGGUAUGAUUAUUUAUCCCAAAGGCCGAACCAAACAUUAAUUUAGAGGGGAGGCCUGCUAAUAAAAUAAGGAAAGGCUAGAAAAGGUGAAAACACCCACUCUUAAUACACGUUCUGUGGUCAAACAUCCUCUCCUGCGCUCCACCUUUGUCAGGUGAAUCAGAAAACCAAUGUCAGAAUCAGAGGUGAACAAGUAAGACAAUGAAUGAAACAACAUACGCGGCGUUAUUAUUGGUACAGUUUAUUAGAAGUGAAUAAGGUCUUGAAUUGCUUUCAUA
Gadus chalcogrammus (walleye pollock) is the source of this 2623-nucleotide messenger RNA. RefSeq names its product KAT8 regulatory NSL complex subunit 1-like (gene kansl1l). The coding region runs from base 11 to 1297 and encodes 428 amino acids. NCBI's taxonomy places the organism in Eukaryota, Metazoa, Chordata, Actinopteri, Gadiformes, Gadidae. The transcript has 10 exons. Gene Ontology annotation, molecular function: histone acetyltransferase binding. The record is from RefSeq and is a predicted model, not a curated record. Gene Ontology annotation, cellular component: NSL complex.